This is a messenger RNA of Oreochromis niloticus (Nile tilapia), 1385 nucleotides long. Its product is annotated as translation initiation factor IF-2-like. The transcript has a single exon. NCBI's taxonomy places the organism in Eukaryota, Metazoa, Chordata, Actinopteri, Cichliformes, Cichlidae. The annotation marks the transcript as partial. The record is from RefSeq and is a predicted model, not a curated record.
UCUGGUCCAGCCUCCGUGUCCCCAUCCUCGUCUGGUCCAGCCUCCGUGUCCUCUUCCUCGUCUGGUCCAGCCUCCGUGUCCUCUUCCUCGUCUGGUCCAGCAUCAUCAUCAUCAUCAGCUUCAUCCGCGCCUGCAGCGUCAGCAUCAGCUUCUUUGGCUUCCGCAGCUGCCACGCUGCCGCCCGGUCCUGCCUUGCCUGGUCCGGCCUCAGCCUCGCCUGGUCCUGCAGUGGCAACUCUGCUGUCAGAGCCAGCUCGACCUGCGCCUCCUCGCCUUUCUUGGCCGCUUUUCAAGCCUCCGAGUCGGCAUCAUGGCCGUCGAGGGCGGCCCCUGAACUGUUUGCCCGGCGCCGCCGUUGCCGUGCGCACGGUCGGCCACCUGAACUGCUUUCCCCUUGGCUCCUGUGUUGUCGGCCCCCGGGCCGGCCCCCUGAACUGUGCCCACGUCGCCGCCGCUGCCGUCCUCACGGCCGAUCCCCUGAACUGUGCCCACGUCGCCGCCGUUGCCGUGCGCAUGGUCGGCCACCUGAACUGCUUUCCCCUUGGCUCCUGUACUGUCGGGACCAGGGUCGGCCCCCUGAACUAUGUUUCUGGACUCCAUUCCCUGCAACCCAUGGUUGUUUUUGGCCCGCCUGUUUUGUUUUGACUAAUUUCCAGGGCCCCUGUGCUUUUCGUGGACGUUUUGUGUUGGACUCUGUUCUGCGUUCAUGUGAUGGACGUUUUGGUUUUGUUCUGAGCCCUCCGUCCUGGGCCCCCGCCGCCCGCCCUGGUCGGGUGGUUUUGUGUUUGGGGCGUUUUUGUUUUUCCUGUUGGGCUGUCUGGAGCCAGCCCUUCAGGGGGGGGGUACUGUCACGGUUCUGGGUCAGUGUUGACCCAGCAUUUUGAGUUUCGUAUAUUUUGGUUUUAUUUUGUAUUAUGGAUUGUUUUCCUAUUCUUUUGUAGUGCUGCUGCUGAUGAUCUAGAGUUUCAUGUUUCUGUUUAUUCGUGUUUUAGGAAGGAGUGUGCCUCAUGUUAGUGUGUGCAGCUUUGUUCCCCCUGUCUCGUCAGUCCUGAUUUCUCCCAGCUGUGUCUCCCUUCUGUUGUCCAUUCCCUGAUUACUUCCCUGUGUAUAUUAGCCCUGUGUUUGCCCCUGCUCAGUGUCGCGUCGUACCCUCAACUAGCUGUGUGUGUUCUGUUUCCAGUGUUCCUUGCGUGUAGUCAUCUGCUCAGGUUUAGUUUUGUUUUCCAGUGUUUCAGACCUUAGUUCCUCUGUUCUGUCUUUUGUUGUCUUUUUGGUGAGUUUAGUUAAUUCAAGGUUUUGUCCCAGCAAUAAAGCUGCGCUUUAAGUUGAACUCCCUGUGUCUGAGUCCUGCAUUUUGGAUCCACCUCUCCUGCCUGCCUGCCACA